AAUGCGAAGAGCUUCUAGGCCGCAAACUGCGCAAAAUAGGAGACUGUUGAAACUUUCUCGUUAAAGCAUUUAACUAACAACCACAAAAACUCCUCAAAAUCUACGAUAAGAGGCAAACCGCAAAAUUAUCACAACAAAUAAUCUCACUUUCACACCUAUACGUCCCUCAAAUGGACAGCCUUCGUCCUCAACCUCAUCAAUGGCGAGAACAAAAGAUAACUCCGACGAUGCCGACGACGGCGAAGCUCGGUCAAGCCCGCGCGGCGGUCGCCGCCGCGACCCCCGCCUCAAGGACAUGGGCAUCUCAUGCAUGCUUAACACAGAGGUGGGCUCCGUCCUCGCCGUGAUCCGCAGGACCCCCGUCGACUUAUCCUCCUCCGGCGCCGGUGGGGCCCCAUCUUCCCCCCACGACAUAGCCGACCUCCACAACUCCAACAUAAUAAACUCGCUGAAAUCUCUUCGAUCGCUGCUGUUCCACCCGUGUCAUCCGGAGUGGAGGCUGACGAAUCCGUCGGUGUAUCUCGCGCCGUUUCUUGAUGUGGUGCAGAGCGACGACGUACCAGCGUCGGCGACGGGGGUUGCUUCGGCGGUGUUGAAGAUAUUGAAGCUUGAUGUGUUUGAUGAGAGGACGCCGGGUGCGAGAGAUGCGGUACAUUCGGUUAUUUUCGCGGUGACCAAUUGUAGGCUUGAACGGACGGAUCCGGCGUCCGAGGAUGCUGUUAUGAUGCGGAUCCUGCAGGUAUUGACAGGGGUGAUGCGCACACGGGCGUCCCUCCUCCUGACCGACCACGCGGUCUGCACCAUAAUCAACACCUGCUUCCACGUCUUCUCUCGCCUCCCUGAACUCCGCUCCGAAAACACCAGCGCCACCCACGACGAAGAAUCCCUCUCGGGCUCCGACGCAGAUGACGACCCAGUGGUCAUCGGGUACGGAGCUCGAUGCAUGGUCGACGUAUUCCACUUCCUAUGCUCGCUGCUAAAUGUGGGCGAGGUGGUUGAUGAUGGGGGAGGGGUGAGUUCGGAUGAGGACGUGCAGGUGUUCGCGCUGGUGUUGAUUAAUUCGGCUAUUGAGCUGGGAGGAGAAGGGAUCGGCAAACAUGGGAAGCUUCUGGGGAUAAUUCAGGAUGAUUUGUUUCAUAAUUUGAUUCAUUAUGCGACGAGGUCCAGCCCAUUGGUGCUGUCCAUGAUUUGCAGCACGGUUCUCAAUCUCUACCAAUUUCUUCGCAGGUCGCUGAGGCUCCAACUAGAAGCAUUCUUCACCUACGUCCUCCUCAAGAUUGCAUCCGGCAGCAGCGGCCUCCACCUCCAAGAAGUCGCCGUCGAAGGCAUCCUUGGCUUCUGUCGUCAACCCACCUUCAUCAUUGAAGCCUAUGUCAACUACGACUGUGACCCCCUCCAUUACAAUGUCUUCGAAGAGCUCGGUAAACUCCUUUGCAAGACCGCCUUCCCCCUCUCCGCCCCGAUGUCCCCCAUGCAAAUUCAAGCCUUCGAAGGCCUCGUCACCAUCAUCCGUAACAUCGCCGAUGGUGUCGAAACCGAUAAAAUCCCCGUAAAAGACUCCUACGACCUCGACAUAUCGGAGUUCAAGCCUUUCUGGACAGAGCGCUGCGAUACAUACCAUGAGAACACAGAGUCAUGGGUUGAUUUCGUUCGGAUGAGGAAGCUCAAGAAGAAGAAGAUUAUGGUGGCCGCGAACCAUUAUAACCGAGAUGAGAAGAAAGGGCUCGAUUAUUUGAAGAUAUGUCAGCUUGUUCCGACUCCGCCCGAUCCGAAAUCGCUGGCCUACUUCUUUCGCUACACGCCUGGGCUCGACAAGAAAAAAAUUGGAGACUACUUGGGCGAUCCUGACGAGUUGAACCUCAAAGUGUUAGCUCAGUUCACAAGUACUUUCGACUUCUCCGGUGUGACAUUAGACACUGCACUGCGAACAUAUCUUGAAUCUUUUCGGUUGCCUGGUGAAUCUCAGAAGAUUCAGAGAAUACUUGAGGCGUUUUCUGACCAAUAUUAUAAGCAACAAAGUUCGGAUAUAUUCGCCAGUAAUGAUGCGGUGAAUAUACUUUGCUACUCGGUUAUUAUGCUCAAUACCGAUCAGCACAAUCCGCAGGUUAAGAAGAAGAUGACCGAGGAGGAGUUUAUUAGAAAUAAUCGAUCGAUCAAUGGAGGGAAUGAUCUUCCGAGGGAGUACCUCUCGUCACUCUUCAACUCGAUUGCCACAAAAGCGAUCGCUGUCUUGGUUGAAAGCACCGGAGCAGUUCUAGAGCUCAAUGCAAAUCGAUGGGCUGAUCUUGUUAAAAGAGCCAGAGCUUCAGAGCCCUUCAUCGUUUGUGAUUACAAGCACAAGCUUAGUAGAGAGGUUUUUGUUACGAUUUCAGGCCCAUCCGUCGCGACUUUAUCUGCAAUCUUUGAGCAGACCGAUGAUGAAGACAUAUUAAAUGAGUGUGUCGAUGGGAUGAUAUCAGCAGCGAGGAUUGCAAGGUACGGGUUGGAAGAUAUUCUUGAUGAGCUCCUCUGUUGCUUCUGUAAAUUCACGACGCUGUUGAAUCCUUACGCGACGGCGGAGGAGACGCUAUUUACUUUCACCAACGAGAUGAAGCCAAAGAUGGCGACACUGGCCGUGUUCACAAUCGCAAAUAAAUUCGGCGACGCAAUUCGUGGGUCAUGGAAGAAUUUGAUAGACUGUUUGCUCAAGCUGAAGAGGCUGAGAUUGCUGCCUCAGUCUUUGGUCGAGCCAGAAAAUGCAUCGAAGCAAGAACCGGAAAUCAACAGUUCGCAUAUCAAGACUGAAUCUGGAGUUAUUUUUCCUUCAUCCCAGUUUGGGGCCGGAGGCAAUAAUCGUAACGCGUCAGGUUUAAUGGGAAAAUUCUCGCAGUUUCUGUCGAUGGAUAAUGGUCAAGAAUCGAUGUUGAAUGUCGGUAGUGAGUUUGAAAACAACCUCAAAAUCAUACAGCAGUGCAGAAUAGGGAGUAUCUUCACUGAGUGCUCCAAGCUCCCUGAUGAAUCAUUACAAAAUCUUGGCCGGUCGCUGAUCUUUGCGGCUGGAGGCAAAGGACAGAAGUUCAGCACGUCUGUCGAAGAGGAGGAGACCGUCGGAUUCUGCUGGGAUCUCAUUACCUGCAUCACCUCCGCCAACCUUCAUCGCUUCUCGACAUUCUGGCCUCAAUUCCAUGAAUGUCUCGGUAUUGUAUCCCAGUUCCCCCUGUUUUCUCCAUGCCCUUUUGCUGAAAAGGCAAUCAUCGCCUUCUUCAAGAUCGCUGUCAAGCUCCUCUCAUCUUCCACCGCUCAUUUUGACAAAACCCCCGAAGACCUCAUCUUUAAGACGAUAAACGCCACAUGGAAACUCGAUAAGGACAUACUCGACACAUGUUGCUGUGACAUAGCUGACUCGACGACGGAGAUCCUGAACGACCACGUGAUGAACGUACAAACGAUGAUAGGGUGGAAAACUCUCUUGCAUAUGCUCUCAAUCACCGGACGACAUCCCGAGACCUUCGAUCAAGGCGUGGAGUCCCUCGUAAAGCUGAUGAGCAACGGGACCCACGUCACCCGAUUCAACUACCCGUUCUGCAUCGAGACAGCGUUCGGGUUUGCCGCACUGAAGAUAAUCCCGCUCGAAACGAGCUUCAAGAUUCUUGAUCUAAUGGCAGGUUCGGUUAGCUGGCUGAUACAAUGGCACAAGUCAGGUUACUCCCUCGCAGCGAACCUAUUCCUAAAACUAGCCGAAGCACUCAGAAAGACAAGCCUGGUUCGGCGAGAGGAGAUACGGAACCAAGCGGUGCAAGCUCUCAGGCGCUGUUUCCAGGGGACGGAGGAGCUGGAGUUCACUCCGGCAAACUGUCUGGCGUGCUUCAACCUGGUGAUAUUCGCAUUGGUGGACGAUUUGCAUGAGAAAAUGCUGGAGUAUUCGAGAAGGGAGAACUCAGUUAAGGAGAUGAGGAGCAUGGAGGUGACGCUGAUUGAGGCUAUGGGGUUGUUGGUCGAGGUUUAUCUUCAGUUUAUGGUGUCAUUGUCGCAGAGCCCAGGGUUCAGGACGUUCUGGCUCGGGGUGCUGAGGAGGAUGGACACAUGCAUGAAGGCGAACAUGGAUGAGGCAGGGUAUGGGCCGCUGCAGGAGGCGGUGCCGAGGUUGUUGAAGAAGAUGCUGGUGCAGAUGAAGGAGAAGGAGAUACUUGUGCAGAGGGAUGGGGAUGAGUUGUGGGAUAUUACUAACAUUCAGAUACAGUGGAUUGCUCCUCAAGUAAAAGAGGAGUUGUUUCCUGAUGUGUUUUGAUCUUGUUAAGUUAGCAAUCCAGCUUGCUCCAACCAGUGUUUCAUUGAAA
This is a messenger RNA of Asparagus officinalis (garden asparagus), 4316 nucleotides long. Its product is annotated as ARF guanine-nucleotide exchange factor GNL2. Gene Ontology annotation, molecular function: guanyl-nucleotide exchange factor activity. Gene Ontology annotation, biological process: regulation of ARF protein signal transduction. The record is from RefSeq and is a predicted model, not a curated record. Lineage: Eukaryota; Viridiplantae; Streptophyta; Magnoliopsida; Asparagales; Asparagaceae.